AUGGCCAUGUCGGAGAACGGCCAUGCCUCGGAUGGCGUGAGCAAAACAAAUGGACGCGAUGAACCCAGAACGAAGUCCAGAUUGUCCAUUUGGUAUGCGCUGCUUACCCCGUUCUUCCGUUGCCCAUCUCAGUUGUCGGACUUGAAUGAAUUGUCACCGCGUGUGUGCAAGCCGUAUCUUGUGGUCCGUUCCCAUAUCGAACCUCAUGUUCUUCCGUACUACCAUCUCUACGCCGCACCUUACGUGGAUUCUGCCCGCCCCUACGUUACAUUAUUCAAUGAACAGGUCUAUUCUCCAGCUGCGACAUACGCAAAGCAGGGUUAUGAUAAAUACGGGGCCCCCGCAUGGGACCAAGCUCAGGCUUACGGUCAAGAGCAAUGGGAUGCGCAGGUUGCUCCGCGUUUGCAGUCUGCCCAGGACAGCAUUAGCAGAGUUUACAAAUUGGAGGUAGACCCGCAUGUUCAACACGCCGUGCUGGUCGUGUCGCCCUACUACGAGAAAGCUAGUGCUGUAGCCAUCUCGACAUACGGAGACUAUAUCGCGCCGCUUUAUACGCAGUCCCGGCCAUUCAUUGGCAAAACCUAUGCUUCUGGACAAGAGAUCCUUACGACAACUGUGAUACCGCACGCUCAGCAUUCGUGGUCGACCGUGAUUUACUUCGUCAACAGCUCGUUGUGGCCCAAGGUUACUGGCCUUUACUCGGAGAACGUCGAGCCCCAGCUAGUCAAAAUUGGUCAAAGAUUAGCAAGCUAUAGAGAGGGGAAAAUUCUUCGAGCGUCUGUGGACGAUGUCGACAGUACCUCUGAGGAAGCAGCUCAUACUAUUACAUCUGCUUCAGUGGACUCGAGCGCUACUUCUAGUGCCAUAUCGACUUCUACUACAGAAACCCCAGCACAGACUCCGUUGUCUCCUGCGGAACAGAUCGCACAAGCCCGCGAGAAGGUUGCGUCAGACCUUCAAGUAUGGCAGGAGAAGUUCUCUGCUGCGGCCGAAAGGGGCGCUGAAGAACUGAAAGAUCAUGUAAAUGACAUAGUUGGAAGCCAUAUUGCAAGCGGGGCUAAGAGCCAUGGCGAAAGUCUUGCAGUUGCCCUCGAUACGGUUGUUGCGGAUGAACUAGCUACAAUCAAGUCUCGUAUUAACAGUCUAGCCGAGUCGCUUCCCUAUGACGAUCUCCCCGAGGAUCAACAUAAGGCGAAUGAUGAGCUUUUGAAGGAGAUCAGACGUGCCGCGAUUACCAUCCGGGAGCGUGCUCAAGCCAUAAGAGAGUGGCACCGUUCAUUUGACGAAGAGCUGGUCUUCCGUGUUUCGGUUGCAAUCAAUUCCACGCUAGAUAUUCUAGACAAUGUCCGUGAUUUGGGCUUGCAGGAAAUUGGGAUGCGGUGGGCGUGGAUGGACGGUGUUACUUACAAGGAUUGGGCCAAAUACCGUUCUCUCAAAGCGCAGUUCGACGACUGGAAGACCGACGUCAGUCGAGUUGCGUUGGAACAUCCAAAGCUCGAGGAAGCCACAAACAUGGCGAACGGACUAUUGGCUCACGGAAUGGAGGUCGCUGAAACUACUGCGAGAGAGCUAGCCCGACUCAAGGAUGUUGGAAAAUGGAAAAUUGCAGCUCGAGAGUCGAGUGACAACUUCGAAACCCGGUCUGAAUCCCCACCUGCUCUGCCCAAGCCUGGGGAGAUGUCUGACUCUCCUGCGGACGAGGAAAGCUCUAACGCAGAUUUGCCUGGAGUUUCUUCGGAAUCUCAAGCAACUCACGAUGCUACAGGCCCCGCGCCAUCCCCUGAGACCGUCAAUGUAAAUGCUGGCGAAUACAAACUUGAAGAUGAUGAGCAAAUUCUAGCACUGGACCAGGACUCCUAUGUGGACGAUGAAUUGCCAGAUGACCAGGAAAAGUCCGUACACACUGAAUCGAAUACGGCUCGAUCAAAUUCAGGCUGGGGAGUAGCUGCAGCUGAAGUUCCCGGGCGAUCGCCCAUGCAGCAUGACAUCCCCGACGAUGAUCAGGAACGGUUCAUCGAUCACCCUCUUGAUUAUAUCUCUUCCGUGGGCUCGUCCAGGUUGAGCGAAGGGUUGAGUAAGGCUUCUGAACAGCUGGCACAAGUUCAGGCGACAGUGCCCCCAAAGGACACUUCAAAUCAAAAUCCGAUUGUUCUUGAUGCACAGCGCCGUUACUAUGAAGCUGUUGGACUUGCGCACGAUCAUUAUUCUGCCUUUGUCUCCUCGGCUUCCGACGCAGUUUAUGGCUCUCCAGCACCUACAUCGACUCCUGGAACUUUCCACGGGUUCAUUGAGGACGCGAGAUCCGGCUACAGCCAAGCAUCCUCCUUGGCAUCUGCAAGCCUGGCUGCCGUGGUGUCUUCCGCUAGUUCCGCCGCCAGUCCCACAGAUUCAGGUAAAGCACAGAGAAUAAUCGACGAUGCAUCUUCGCGCUAUAACGCGGCAAUUUCUGCUGCUUCGGCUUCCCUAUCAAUGGCUUCGGCUUCGGGCAGCUCCACUAUAUACGGAACACCGACUGGCGAAGUUGACGCACUGGCAAGCAAAGCAUCAGAGAACUGGGAGGGUCUUGUUUCGAAAGCCAGCGAACAGGUCUAUGAUACUCAGGCGGCUUAUACGCAGCAAGUGCUGGAGCACAUCACUCCUAAAUACCAAGCUGUGGAGGAGUUGGUUUCGGAACUGCUUGUUGGCAAGGAGCCGGACUUCACGGACAAAGUUAUUGACAGAUUACACUCCAUCUAUGAGACGCCAUACCCGGCUUCUGCGUUGUCGUCAGCAUCCAGCUAUGCCAGUGAUGCCUACGACUCAGCCGUUACGAACCUUCCUUCGAUUGAAGAUAUCCUGGAAACCGCCAACAAAAAUUUCGACAAUGCGGUUGAAGCUGCCAGUGUUCAAAUUUAUGGAACUCCUAAGGGUACUGUGGAGCAAGCCACCUCCGCAGCUGGUAGCGCGUUUGCCUCCGCAUCAAACCAGGUUAGCGGUAUGGUUUAUGGCCAAGAGCCGGGCUACCUUGAUAUUGCCCGCGGCGCAAUUGAUGGGGCAUUUUCUUCUGCCGAUUCAGCCAUCAGCAACGCCGUCUAUGCAUCCCCAACACCCAGUUCGGCUGUCGAAGCUGCAUAUGAUUCUGUGACUUCUGCUGCAAAGGCGCAGCAAGAGGCCCUUGAAAGCGCCACCAGUAAGCUUGGGAUCGCUGUUGAGAGCGCCCAGGCUCAGCUUGUGGACCUUGCUUCCAGCGCCAGCAGCUUGGGUUCCGAAGCAGUUGAGACCGCUGCCUCCCGAGUGGAAGCCUUUACCGAGAGCGUGAAGAGUUCCCCGUCCGUUAAGGACGAACUAUAG
Messenger RNA from Aspergillus chevalieri, 3330 nucleotides. RefSeq lists its product as uncharacterized. The record is from RefSeq and is a predicted model, not a curated record. Lineage: Eukaryota; Fungi; Ascomycota; Eurotiomycetes; Eurotiales; Aspergillaceae. The transcript has 3 exons. Gene Ontology annotation, biological process: protein transport. The coding region runs from base 1 to 3330 and encodes 1109 amino acids.